UUCGAAACAUCAAAACUCAGAAAUCGUUUGUUGGUCUUCAUCUUCGUAUUUGUCUGCAGAGCUUCUCGCAUUCAUUCGUUGUUUUCCAUCGCAGCUUUCCAUCCUUUCCUCGGCUUCACUGUUGUUUUCGAUCUCUUUGCUUGCCUACUUCUUCAGUGCAAUCCCUCUCUCCUCUGUUAGCAAGAAGACUGCCUUGUCACAUUGGAGAAUUUGCGGGAGCAAAAAAAAUAGAUGGAGAAACAAAGGAGUUCAAAAUUGAAUAUCGCAAUCAUCCAUCCGGAUCUUGGUAUAGGUGGAGCGGAAAGAUUAAUUGUUGAUGCGGCUGUAGAACUUGCCUCCUGUGGACACAAUGUUCAUAUUUUUACAGCUCACCAUGACAACAACCGAUGUUUUGAGGAAACUCUUGCUGGUACCUUUCCAGUUACCGUAUAUGGCUCUUUUCUACCUCGGCACAUAUUUUACCGCCUACAUGCUGUUUGUGCAUAUAUGCGGUGUAUCUUUGUCGCUCUUUGCAUGCUGUUCCUGUGGCCAUCAUUUGAUAUCAUACUGGCAGAUCAGGUUUCUAUUGUCAUCCCAUUGUUAAAGCUUAAAAGAUCAGCAAAGGUGGUAUUUUAUUGUCAUUUUCCCGAUCUAUUACUAGCUCAACACACAACUGUUCUCCGGAGGUUAUAUAGGAAACCUAUUGACUUUGUAGAAGAAAUUACAACUGGAAUGGCAGAUAUGAUACUUGUCAAUAGCAAAUUUACUGCAUCUACCUUUGCAAAGACAUUCAAGCGUCUCCAUUCACGAGGAAUUCGCCCUGCUGUUCUUUACCCAGCUGUCAAUGUGGAUCAAUUUGACAAACCUCAUUCUUCUAAAUUAAGUUUUCUAUCCAUCAACCGCUUUGAAAGGAAAAAGAGUAUAGAGUUAGCAGUUUCAGCAUUUGCUAUGCUUCACGCCCUUGAUGGCCACACAUUUCAAAAUAAUAAUGUAGCUGAUGCCACUUUGACCAUUGCAGGUGGAUAUGAUAAACGUCUCAGAGAAAAUGUUGAAUACUUGGAGGAACUUAAAAUGUUGGCAGAAAGGGAAGGAGUGUCUCAUCGGGUUAACUUCAUCACAUCUUGCUCAACAACUGAAAGAAAUGCUCUUCUUUCCCAAUGCCUGUGCGUUAUUUAUACGCCGAAGGAUGAACACUUUGGCAUUGUCCCACUGGAGGCAAUGGCAGCAUAUAAGCCUGUUAUUGCAUGCAACAGCGGGGGUCCCGUGGAAACGGUGAUAGAUGGAGUAACGGGAUUUCUUUGCGACUCUACUCCUCAAUCAUUCUCUUUAGCCAUGGCGAAAUUCAUUCAGGAUCCAGAGAUGGCAAAGAGAAUGGGUGAAGAGGCAAAGCAGCAUGUAACCGAGUCAUUUUCUACCAAGAUUUUUGGCCAGCACUUGAACAAAUACAUUGUUAAUAUUGCUAGCAACAAGGAAGACUAAGAAUCAUGAUAGCAGGUAGCAAUGGCACCAACAUUUGAAUGACUUCAUAAUCAUACAAGGUAAUUUUGACGGAAAACAACAUCUCUUGAUAAUGAUCUGUGUUUCCUCGAGCUAUUAUUGAUUUUGAUAACUGAUGUAUUAUGCAGCCAAAUCACUCCAUCUCUAAUACCUGUUCUCCUUGAGCUUUUACUUAAGAACACCCUGCUCUGCCUCUGCAUUGUUGUUAUUUUCGGUAGUGUUGAAUAUAUGUAGGCGUCUUGGAAUAGGUAGGAGACAAUUACAUGGGAUGGUGAUGAAGUGUCUGUUUUAUUUUUGAAGAUUUAUGUGGGUAAUGCGUUAACAGGUAUGCCAAGAAACUAUUAAACAUUAAUGCCACAGAUGGAUGAUACGAGGCCUCAUAUUUACACAA
This is a messenger RNA of Ricinus communis (castor bean), 1867 nucleotides long. RefSeq names its product alpha-1,3/1,6-mannosyltransferase ALG2. Bases 232 to 1458 code for a protein of 408 amino acids. Gene Ontology annotation, molecular function: GDP-Man:Man(1)GlcNAc(2)-PP-Dol alpha-1,3-mannosyltransferase activity; alpha-1,3-mannosyltransferase activity. The record is from RefSeq and is a predicted model, not a curated record. Lineage: Eukaryota; Viridiplantae; Streptophyta; Magnoliopsida; Malpighiales; Euphorbiaceae. The transcript is spliced from 10 exons.